CACGUCUGCUCAGAAACUUUUGACUAUCUGUUAUCCCGCAUCUAGAUGGGGUUGCAUUUUGAAACUGUAUUUUUUCUGAUAGAGUCUCAGCCAGACGUCUGAAGACUUUCCUAAUUUGACUCUACCUUGGUUCUGUGUCCAAAUUUCACGGCAGCCAGACCUCAGGGACCAAUUUUUUUGUAUCCAGAUCACAGCUUGGAGUUGAAGCCGAGCUAAACCCGUCAUCACACAAAUCUUCAACAUUUCAGUACGAGAAAAAACGGAAUCGAACUUCACAGUCUGCAGGAACGACCUGGAACGUAUUGCAAACCUUUUUCUCGCUUAAAAUCAACCGGUACUAUCAAGAAUUCAUUCAAAUGAAUCGGACUCUUAUUUUUAGUGACUUUAACAAACUUCAAAUUGUGAAAGAAAUGCGUUAAACGUAGGCCUAUGCUUUUAACAGACGAACAAACACCGAUAGUUUUUUCUUGAUCAUGCUUUACGAGGGAAAAUGGACCAUGAUGAAGACGUCAUCUCUGGAGAGCUCUGGAUGUGAUACCCACAGAACAUAUUUACGCGCUUUUGUUUGUUUUCACGCGUCCCACUGAGGUGAAACUGCAUGGCGCCACAGUCCUAAAGACCCUCAAAAGUGUCCGGUUGCCUCGUCGUGAUUGGAUCAGCGACUUUCCACACCGAGCCGUGUGGCUAAUGGCUCCGGUUCUCUGGUUUCUCCUCAGAGGAUAGACCCCCCCCUCCAACUCCACCACCGCCCCUCAUCUGUGCUAGCCUUCCUCGGUUUUCCAAUUCGGAAUGACAUCAUGUCGCUCCGAGCUCUGUGUGGAACAGCAUCCAACCCCAGCUCUCUGGGUCUAACGCGUGUGCACAUCGCUGCUUGCUAGCUUCACCCAGAGCGUCCAGCACUAACACAAGAGGAAGAGGAGGAGGAGGAGGAGGAGGAGGAAAGGGACAGAGGGAUGAAGAUGCCCAGGAGUACGUGCUGUGACUUCGCCGUGGUGGUAGCGCCCGCUGGGCCCCGUGUCCUCCGGCUCCUCUGCUGAGCCGCGCGCCGGCCCGGUGGAGAUGCGGUGGAGCUCCGGGCUCGUCCAGCCAGGAUGCCCAUCACCCAAGAGAACGCGGCGAGCCACCUCCUGCUGCUGGAGCGCUGGCUGACUGAGCAGCAGCAGCGGCAGCAGAAUGGGGAUGAGCAGGAGCAGAGGCCUGCAGGCGGCCUGGGCCCUGGCCUGCCCCACUGCCAGGCGGCCAUUCGGAAGCUGGCGGAGUACAUCCAGCUGAACUUUCUGGAGGGGGACGAGGCACCGCCACCUUCGGAGCCCGCGCUUAGGGAGGAGUCCGAGGCGGAGGUGCGCCCCGUGUACCUGACCAAAGGCGACGGGGACGACGGAGAGAGCGCGGAGUUCGGCCUGAGCUUCGGGAACAUCCCCAUCUUCGGGGACCCGGACGGCCGGAAGAAGGGCGGGCGGCGGAGGCGUAGGAAGGGGGAUAAGGGCCCCGUGCUGGACGUGGGCUGCAUCUGGGUCACAGAGGUGAAGAAGAAGAGCCCGGCCUCGCGCUGUGGAGAGAUCAAGCUCAGGGACGAGCUGCUGUCACUCAACGGUCAGCUAAUGGUCGGGGUGGACGUCACUGGAGCCAGUUACCUGGCAGACCAGUGCUGGAAUGGCGGCUGCAUCUACCUGAUCAUGUUGCGGAGGAUCAAGCGGAAGGCCCCUCUCCCUCCGUGCAACGGCAGCAUCGGUAGUGGCGGCGGUGGUGGUGGCGGUAGCGUGGGUGUGGUGGACGGCCCCGGUGAGCACCGGCCCAGCGCCCAGCCAGAGUCGGUGGGGAGCCCCACGCUGAACGGCAAGCGGACACGCAAGUUCGGCGUGAUCUCCCGCUCCUCGUUCACGCGCGACAGCAAGGACAGCCGCGACUUUGAGCACGAGAAUGGCUACGGCUCCACGGAGACCGAGGCCACGCCCUCCGAACCCGGCACCCCCAUGGACACUCCCACUGAGGACACUCCCACAGGACGGCUGAUUGGUCCUCCUGGCCCUCCGUCUUUUCCUCUGGCCAAUCACAUGGCUAUAGGGAGCACGGCCACUCUGCCGGCCCGCCCCCGUGCACGACUUUCGGACAACUACAAGACUGAGUCUCUGAACAGUGAACCCACCUGUCAGCCCAGAGAAGGGAGUCGCAUAUGGAAGAUGCACAUGGUGAAAGGGCAGGAUGGGUUGGGCAUCCAGAUCACCGGCGGCCGCGGCUCCAAGCGCUCCCCCCAUGGCAUCGUCGUGGCCCACGUGGAGGAAGGAGGGGCCGCUCAGAGGGACGGCAGGCUGAAGGCCGGAGACGAGCUGCUGAUGAUUAAUGGCCAGUCGCUGGUGGGGCUCUCGCACCACGAGGCUGUGGCCAUCCUGCGCCUUACCGCCGCUGGCCUCGUUCAGCUGGUGGUGGCCAGCAGGGACGAGUCGGAGGUGGACUUCCACAAGUACCCGUCGACCAGCCUGCCCGACCUGGUGAGCACGUGCCAGGCCCAGGACGCCUCGCCCUCCCCCAGCGAGGACAAGGAGAACAUGGAGCCGGAAGUGGAGGACGUGACGGCCAGCAGCCUCUCACAGCCACCACACCAGACGUUUUCAGAUCUAGACAAGCUUGAGGACCGGGGGCGCAUGGAGGUGUCCAAGGGAAGCUGCCGCAGCCCCACGCCCAUGAAGUUCCGCAGCAGGUCACAAGGAGGAGGCAGCCGUUUGGAGUCGGUAGGGGAGGAUGACGAACUGAUUGUGGAGAACGGAGACACAGGAAGUGAUGUGGCAGACAAGCCAGCGAGAGGCGGGCGCAAGCACUCCCUGCCUCAGCAGCUGGAUACUGCAGGCGUUAGACAGGAAUAUCAAAUAGUGAAGAAAUCGGCACGAUCUCUGAGCACCGUUCAAGUGGAGUCACCAUGGCGACUGGCCCAGCCGUCUAUUAUCUCUAACAUAGUCCUGAUGAAAGGACAGGGGAAGGGCCUGGGCUUCAGUAUCGUGGGCGGUCAGGACUCGGCCCGGGGCAGGAUGGGCAUCUUUGUGAAGACCAUCUUCCCCAGCGGAGCUGCGGCCGCAGACGGACGCCUCAAAGAGGGUGAUGAGAUACUGGAGGUGAAUGGGGAGUCUCUCCAAGGCCUUACUCAUCAGCAAGCCAUCCAGACGUUUAAGCAGCUGAAGAAGGGCGUGGUGACCCUGACGGUGCGCACGCGCCUGCGCAGCCCAAGCCUGACCCCGUGCCCCACGCCCACCCUGCUGAGCCGCUCCAGCUCGCCCAACUCCAACACCAGCGGCGGCACGCCCGUCCCGCCCGCCUUCGAGGACGCGGAGGCCCGCCGCGGGCCCGGCCCCAAGGACCGCAUCAUCAUGGAGGUCUCGCUCAACAAAGAGCCGGGUGUGGGGCUUGGCAUCGGUGCCUGCUGCCUGACCUUGGAGAACGGCAGCCCUGGGAUCUACAUCCACAGCCUGGCCCCGGGCUCUGUGGCCAAGAUGGACGGCAGACUCAGCCGAGGAGACCAGGUGCUGGAGGUGGACUCUGUGAGUCUGCGGCACGCAGCCCUCAGUGAAGCGUAUGCCAUCCUGAGCGAGUGUGGACCCGGCCCAGUCGGCCUCAUCAUCAGCAGACAUCCAAACGCUAAAGUUUCCGAGCAGGAGAUGGAUGAUGUUAUUGCGCGCUCCACACACAGAGACAGCCUGAGCAAGGACAGCCACUCAUCACACACACUCGGUCUCCCAUCAAAGAGCCCAUCACCGACCGUCAAAGCCAAGCAGGUAGAGGGCAACCUUAGCUGGACUAUGAAGAGAUUCCUGGAGCCAGCUAGCAGGCAAGGGUCUUUGAGUUCAGAGGCUGAGCUGUCGCAGUACUUCUCCCAAGACAUUCCCAGCCAGUCCUCGCUCUCCGAAACCAUGGCGAUGGGAUCAAGCGACGACGACAUGCUUCACCACCGUAGCUGCAGCACCUUACUGGAUGAGUCAGGGGUGCAGCCCCUUGGGUAUAAGCCCAACGGGUCUGUGGGAGCGGAGGCCGUGUACGCCGAGGCCGCUGGGAAGGCGUGUGGACCAGUAGCGAGGCAGGCCAGUGUGGGCAGCAGCCCCAGCUCUGUCCGCAGCCCCCUGCUCCGCCAGCGGCGGGUCCUCUGCUAUGAGGACGAGGCCAGCGACGAUGAUGCCGACCCUGAGGAUGCCAUGACGCCGAUGGGACUGCCUCUCUACCGAAGGCCAGCGCACCGGGAGGCGGCAGCGGCAGGGGCGGCAUCGGGGAGCACCGCAGACUUGCAGGCCCGGCUGCAGGAGGACGACUCGGGCAUCGUGGUGGCGACGUCGUCGGUGGAGGUGGAUGAUGAGAGCCAGGACGGUGGAGGUGGCACGGUAGGCAACAGCUCUCUGGAGUCGGAGGAUGGAGGUGCCGUACCGCCCGGAGCCGAGUCGCCCUUCAUGCCCAUACGCUGCUUCGACCAUGACAGAGGAGGAGGAGGAGGAGGCGCAGGAGGAGCAACGAGCAACCUGGGUGUGAAGAAGGAGUCGUACCGCGACGGUCCCCCCGAGCCCAAGCGAUCGCCCAAGCUGGAGCACAAGGCCGUCACGCGCGUCAAGAGCAUGAUGAGCAUCGAAUGCCCCAAUCCCCCGCACCGCGCCAAGGGCGACGAGCCCGUCACCGUCACCCCGUCGCCAGCGUUGCCCGGCCACACGGGCACCCUGACCCGCUCGGCCUGCCGCGGCACCCACCACUGCCGGCGCGGCGAGCCCAGCGAGCUGGCGGGCAUCUGCACCAUCGAGACGGUGGUCCUGAGGAGGAGCGAGAGCGAGUCGUUUGGGCUGGACCUGGAGAUCAAGUCGUCCCCUCUCAAGGUCAUCAUCACUGGCCUGAGGCCGGGCGGUGCCGCAGAGAGGGAAUCCAUGGGGAAGAUGAGCGUGGGCGAUGAGAUCGUGGCGAUCGGGGACACACUGGUCUGCUCCUCGUCCUAUCAGGAGAUCUGCGAUCUGAUGCACAACCUUCCCGUAACACUGACCUUAGAGAUUCAGAAACCCGUUUCAGCUGUAGAUCGACUUUCCUGCCUGAUGAUGUCAUCAAGCUGUGAUGGACCUUCCAGAAUUCCAGAUUCCUGGAGAACUAGUUUGGAGGAAAAUGGCUGCCUGGAAGACAAGAGCAUACCAACUCAGGAGCGCACCUCCUCCGACCAAAACUCCAAGGAGCGCCUAAACAACCACAGCAGCGAUGUGCCCGUCACCGACAUCGACGACUUUAUCACCGAGCUCUCCAAGCAGGAGCAACAGGACAACUCAAUGGGCGCACAUCAGGCAGGAAGCCCAGAAACCACCACAGACCCCACCGGCAGCACCACGCAGCAGAGAGAGGACGAGGAGAGAGGCUCCAAGGGUCAGCCUCAGGCCCCAGCACGGCCCAGCCUCUUGGAGUUCUCCACACUCGACUCAGGAACCCGUGGUGGCCUGCUGCCGGCAGGUAAGACGUUCUUGAACAGCUACUCGCGGAACUUCAGCCACCUGACGGAGACAGAGGCGGCUCCGUCCGAGACCAACGGUGAGAAGCCCGAGUCUGGGCCCGGGCCGGAACCCAAGCGCAUGUACGGCUCGGUGGAGGACAGUGACUCGGAGAGCGACUCCACCACUGAAAAGACUGUUCAGGAAAACACGAAAGACCCGGACCAUAUCACGGGCACUGGUGCUUGCCCCCAAGACACUGACGAGGAGGAGGAAGAGGUGGAAAUCUGCUACGAUGCUCCCAUAAGGACAGAGCAGAAUCAGUCGAACAUCAACGGGCCUCUCUCUCCUCCACCUUAUACUCCACCACCCCCUCCUCAGGACGACUCCGUAAAAAACACAGAGCCCUUGCCAGCCUCAGAUACUCUCCAUAAAGCUGAGUUUGAACAGGCAACUUCCAGCCCUUCGCUCCCUGGAUCUCCAAGUGCCCAGUUCACCCAGUUUUCAGGCAGCUUAGCUGUUAAUGGCAAAAGCCAGAACAUUUUGGCCAAACCAGACCCAGAAUGCACCUCUGCUGGGACGACUGUGCCCACGUCUGAUGCCGAUGCUGUCAACGGCACGUCGGAGGCUAAUGAAAAGAUUUUGGCACCUGUCAAAACGGGCCAGUCGGGCAUCACUAGCACCCCUGUCACUCAGAACCACAUCACCCCACGCAGUCAGCAGAGGACAGCAAGGUUGCUGGCAAGCUCCCCACAGAGUUCGGAGAGAGUGCGCAGCACCUCACCGACGCCCGCUUCCAACGGAGCUGAGUCGAAGGCGCCCAACAGCAAUGAUGCCAAAUCAGGUGGAAAAGCAUCAGUACUGACAGCGAAAGAGAAAGAGAAAGGUCAGACAAGUCAGAGCGAGUCAAGGACGACUCUUACACAAAAUAACUCCUCUGCUCACUCACCAAGAAGUCCUGGAGUGAAGGAACAUCCUCAGGCCAACUGUAAGUUAAAGCCCCAAGAUAAUAAAACUCUAAAGUCGCAGAGCAACCCCCCCAAAUUGAAAGGCCUGACCAUAAAGAGUAAAAGCAAAGCACAGAACAGUGACCAGUCCCUCACCAAACCUGCACGUUCUGAAAGUCCAGUGCAGAGAAAAAGCAGCCCUUCCCCACUCCAGUCCCCCAAAGUCCAGGUCAAAAGAGUCGUCUCUGUUGGCAGCCCACGAAUAACCAGGACCUCAGAGAAGGGUAGCGUUUCUUCCUCGGGUCGACUGUGUGAAAGAACUCAGGAGAAGAACACGUGUAGCGCUGCAGGAACAAAUGCAUCUUCUGUGCAGGCUAAUGCAGCAAGCAGUUCGAAAGAGACUAGUAUUGUCCAACAGGCGGCAACAUUAUCUCAGGAACCUUCGAAGCAGAACGAUAAGGACAAGUCGGACGCAUCGACCACUCAGAGGACGUUCAUCGAGGUGCGUCUCUCGUCAUCCUCCCCCACGUCAUCCUCCACACCCCUCCUCGCACGCAAACAAACUGUGAACCCAUCCACCUCCAGCCCAGUCCCAGAAAGCAAGGUGACAGCUGGGGCCCUGAUCUCAAGUCAUUUAAAAUCCGAGGCUCAGCCGAAUCGGUCAAGAACACCGAGCCCCAAAUGUAAUAAUAAUUCACCCCAAACAUUUACAGCUGUUAGCUUUGCGGAAACUGUUGACAAAAGCCCUAGCACCUUGAGCAAUGGGUCAGGGGAUCACAGCCUCAGAAUGGCCAGUCUUCUGGAUGCUGGCGAUCACCUGAGGUCAAACAGGUCCAAACUGUACCUGAAAGCAAUGGAUCGCAGAAGUUACUCCACAGAUAUUGGAGGUCUGGCUGACCCCAACCCAUUCUCUGUGCGCCAGAGGAUCAAGUCCUUUGAGAACCUGGUCAGUUUUGACAAGGCAGUGGUCCGCUGUAUUGAUGUUCCGUACUACACCGCCAAGCCCCAGCUCAACCGGACGCUGUCGGGUUGUGUGGGCUCGGCCAAUGGUAACGGUCCAAUGGACUGUUCCCGCUCGCUAAGACGGAGUCUCAGCUCGUACGCAGACGAUCCUGUCUCGCCGCCCCCGUCACCCCAACUGCGCAAGGUCACGACCUCAGAUUCUCGGGCCUCCGGCUGUGGCAUGGGCCCGGUUCUGGAGGAACCCAAAGCGGACCGCUGCUCUCUAGCACCCCCCGUGCUGAGGCAGCGUAACUCCCGGGGCCCUGCCGGCCUGUCUCGCUCCAGGCUGAGGGAGCUGCGUGCCCUGAGUAUGCCUGAGCUCGACAAGCUCUGCACCGAGGAUUUCUCCUCUUCCUCCUCCUCGUCAUCCUCAUCUGGCGAGGCAGCCAGUAGUGUCACCUUCAAGACCGAGCUGGAGGUGCGACCACGCAAACCCGCGGAUCUGUCCUCCGAGGGUCUGCCGUACACGCUGGUGACCUCCAGGGUGAGCAGGAGUGAAGGCGGCCUGCAGGGGCCAGCACUGGAUGAGAACCACUACCAAGUGCCCAGAGCUAAUGGACAGACGUCAGCCUUUCCCAGCUGGUCCGUCAGCCUCGGCGAGCUGUCGGCGGCCUCCCUGGAGCAGAGCAAGCUACGGGACGUGCUCGCCUCCCUGCGAGCGAAAGUGGACACGGUGACCCUCAUCGACGACACCAAGGCCCAGGCAGAGAUCAAAGAGGAUGUUUACUUUGUCGUGCUUACCAAGGAGGAGGGAUCUGGCCUAGGAUUCAGUAUCGCUGGAGGCAUCGACCUGGAACAGAAAUCAGUGACAGUCCAUCGCGUUUUCACCAGGGGUGCCGCCGGUUUGGAAGGUACCAUCCACCGUGGGGACGCCAUCCUGUCCAUAAACGGCACCAGCCUGAGAGGACUGACGCACGGCGAUGCCCUUUCCUGUCUGCACCAGACCAGGCUCCCCAGACAGGCCCUGGUGGUCAUCCAGCGGGGGAAGGACAGCGAGCCGCCAUCCCCCAGACACGAACCCGGCCUACACGCUGUGCACUCCUCACCUCUGACCUGCAGGGACCACAGCAGGGCAACAGGCGCAGUGGUGGAGGUGGGGGCAGACGGGGUGCUUAGCGUGGAGCUGCAGAAGACCUCUGCUGGCCUUGGCUUCAGUCUAGAUGGAGGCAAGGCCUCCGCCCAUGGUGACAGACCACUCAACAUCAAGCGUGUCUUUAAAGGUGGCGCAGCUGAGCAGUCCAGGGUCAUAGACGUCGGGGACGAGGUGCUGGCCAUCAACGGCAGGUCCCUGCAGGGCCUGAUGCACUAUGAUGCUUGGAACAUCAUCAAGACAGUGUCCGAGGGCCCCGUGCAGCUGGUCAUUAGGAAGCCCCGGACCUCCGUAUGACCAAGUUUGGCCGCACCGCAUGUCUGAUUCUCCUGAGUAGAUUUUGGAGUGCCAAAUUGGAGACAAGAGGACAAACUGGUUGUGUGUGUGCGUGCAUGUGUGUGAGUGUGUACAGUGUGUGUAAAUACAACAGGACUUCAGUUUUAUCUUUUGAUACUUCACUUUUCUACAGUUGUAAUUUUUUUGUCCAUGAGAGAAAACCUUCCCAGACAGAGACAGUGGGCAGCCACCCCAAACUGAAGUUAUUGACCAUUUGAUAUUUAUUAGCGCACACCCACAAAUCCAACAGACUUUCCCUCUCCCUCUCUCUCUCUCUCUGAAGUGUCCUCCUCACCGCAGUCAGGGUCUGACUCUUUGCCUCUAAGCAGUGUCUCAAUAGCAGACAGAGCCGUAAAUCACCUGCUGUGUGACCGGACCGGAAGACAGACGUAUUGUGUUUCGUCUUAACCGACUGUGUAACUGUGUCUUCAGACUGCCUCUUCAGUCUUCCUCGCAGUGGCCACCUCUGGUCCUGUUGAACAGACCAAAAGAGUUUUCCACUGAGCGCACAGUGGCUUCAGGGCCAUAUACAGUACUGUUUUUUAUUUUACAUUUCAGAGUCCCUUAACCUACAGUGGUCACUUUUUGUUAUAUGUAUUUUACUAUAGAACUGGUUGCUACUGCGGGGAAAAAAAUAGGAUUGCAAAUAAGAUUUGUGAGGAAUUGCUAUUUUCCCUCUCUUGGCACCACUGUUUUUGACUGCUUUUUGGCCUGGCCUGUUUGGAUGGGAGCAACCUGGAGGCAACCUGACAGCAGCCUCACUGACAGGAGGAAGAAACAGGGACAGUGAUUCAUGUGUGAAAUAGUUCAUGCCAUUCUCUGCCUGGACUUUGCCAUGCUGAUUUGGAGGCCAUCAGGUCUAUUCAAACCUCCUGUGCUAUUCAAGCCGUCAAGGUUCAAAAUAGCAGCCCAUAGCUUGUGAAGCUAUUAGCCGCCACGCAGCAUUCAACAAUAAGAGUAAAUGCAAUUCGCAAGAUUUGCAAUUGAGGUGGGGGGG
Alosa alosa (allis shad) is the source of this 9804-nucleotide messenger RNA. It is a transcript of the gene pdzd2, whose product is annotated as PDZ domain containing 2. NCBI's taxonomy places the organism in Eukaryota, Metazoa, Chordata, Actinopteri, Clupeiformes, Clupeidae. The record is from RefSeq and is a predicted model, not a curated record. Gene Ontology annotation, molecular function: protein binding.